AUGCUGCCCGUGGAGCCGCGCUUGAAGCCUUUGUGUGCGACCUUCAUCCAUUACAUAGACAGCAAAGAAGGCAAAGACGCCUGCAAGGGCCGCAAGCUCAUCCGCUGCCACAGCUUCAGUGGCUAUGUUCCAUAUCACCUUGAGCAGGAGGAGGGAGACACUGCAGAGAACAUUCCGUCCAACUGCUCUGGCAGCGCCGCCCCGGAUACAGACAUCGGGGAAGAAGGCGACUCUGCAGCUAAGGCGUGGCCUGACACGGACGACGAGUGGGAAGGUUCGGAAACAUCGUUGAAGUCGGUCCCAACAGUGGCACUGGUGGAUAUGUAUGUCCCCCAAGUCGAGGAGAUGGUGCCUUGCCAGGAGAUGGCACAAGUGUGGACCUGGGAGAUGCCCAACUUGCCAGAAGAGAAGGUCAUUGAGGGCGUUUGCCGAGCAGUGACAGAGGCAGCUGCAGGAGCCCCCAGCGGGCGUCGUAACUGUUUCAAUUACAUCGGUGAGCCGCCGGACAUUAACAGCUACGUCUGGCAUUUGUACAGGAGCUGCUGCUGUGACACGAUGACCUUCGUCUGGGCCUUCGCUUACUUGUGCCGGAUCUCCGAGAGCAACCGCGGCAAGGUGGACGUGAGCACACAGACCAUCCACCGGCUCCUCCUGGCCGCGGUGACUGUCGCAGCGAAGCAGCAGCAGCUUUAUAUGUACGAUAACAGCUUCUAUGCGCAAGCCGGCAAUGUAAGCACAGCGGAUCUGAACAAGCUCGAGGCACGGUUUUUGGAGUUGCUCAAUUGGAAUCUCGACGUUUGCCCCAAGACUUUCAAGAGGAUUUUUCGCCUCCUUUGCAGAGCUGCCGAGUGA
Messenger RNA from Symbiodinium sp. CCMP2592, 852 nucleotides. Lineage: Eukaryota; Dinophyceae; Suessiales; Symbiodiniaceae. The record is from the annotation of a GenBank genome assembly.